GGGCUCGGGGCGGGCAGGCAGCACGUCGUCUUGGUCUGGCAAAACAUCAAUUCAAAUCACAACACUUGUGUCAGCUGUGAACCUGUAAACUUUAUGUAGCUACUGAGCACCUUUAGGUACAGACCAGUCGAAAUAUCAGGGAAUUUGCCCCGAACGCAACAGUUUUAGAAUCUUUCUGCACUGCUACGUGUUUAGGUAGAAAAGGCUGUUAGAGGGUAGGGAGCUGAUUGAGGAAGCCGGGGUUGAGAGUGCUAAGCGCGGUGUAGUUGUUGAAGAAGGACUCGCUGAUCAGCGGGUAGAUGGAGAUCUGCUGCUAAAAUUGUAUCGGACAUUUACAGAUUACACAAAGACAAAGGGGAGAUGUGUAUGUAGCGAAGCUGCUGGAUUCUUUUCAGAACGAUUUUGUUUUUCACAGAUCUUAAUUGCAAUUUUGGAGUACUGGUGAAUUCGGAUUCCUGUAUACACACCAUCUGCAGUGCCAAUGCGGCUGCAGUGAAGUGGGAAAAUCAGCAAUUGCAGGUCUACAAUGCUUACAAGUGGAAGAACAACCUUGGAUCAAGAUUGGUUGAAACUGUUGGACUGAGAAUUCAUCCUGGGAAAAGAAAUUGUAUUGAAUUUGUAGAAAUGGCAUCUGUUCUGUGGAAAUUGACUUGUUUGACCUUUUACUUCAUGCCAGUUCUAACAACUGUAUGUGCCUCUAGGCAACCUGUGCACAUCAACAAGGAAUUCAGCACUUUCCAUUCUGAAAAUUCUGAAUGGACUUUCAACCACUUGGCUGUGGAUGUAAGAAAUGGGAAUGUUUACCUGGGUGCUGUAAAUAUAAUCUACAAACUUUCAGGUGACUUGAAAGUCCAGGCAAACCACGAAACUGGACCAGAUGUGGACAACCCUAAGUGUUAUCCUCCAAAGGUAGUCCAGCCUUGCAAUGAGCCACUAACCAUAACCAACAACAUUAACAAAAUGCUGUUGAUAGAUUACAAAGAAAAUAGAUUGCUGGCGUGUGGUGGUCUUUACCAGGGGAUCUGCAAGCUGCUAAGACUAGAAGACCUCUUCAAGCUUGGGGAGCCAUCCCAUAAGAAGGAGCACUACCUAUCUGGGGUGAAUGACAGUGCCUCAGUGUUUGGGGUAAUUGUCUCCUACAAGGACUCCGAUGAUAAGCUUUUUAUUGCCACUGCUGUUGAUGGUAAGCCAGAGUAUUUCCCUACCAUAUCCAGUAGGAAAUUAACCAGGAACUCUGAAGCUGAUGGGAUGUUUGCCUAUGUUUUUCAUGAUGAGUUUGUGGCUUCCAUGAUCAAAAUCCCUUCAGAUACUUUUACUAUUAUUCCAGACUUUGACAUAUAUUACAUCUAUGGUUUCAACAGUGGAAACUUUGUUUACUUCUUGACUCUGCAGCCAGAAAUGACGAGUCCUACUGGUUCCACCACCAAGGAGCAGGUCUACACAUCCAAACUGGUUCGACUCUGCAAAGAGGACACAGCAUUUAAUUCAUAUGUUGAGGUUCCCAUUGGCUGUGAGAAGAAUGGAAUUGAAUACCGGUUACUUCAGGCCGCCUACUUGUCUAAAGCUGGUGCUAUUUUAGCCAGGUCACUGGGCAUCAGUCCUGAUGAUGAUGUCCUAUACACCAUUUUCUCCAAAGGGCAGAAACGGAGGAUCAAGUCUCCUGAGGAAUCUGCCCUGUGUGUCUUUGUUCUAAAAAACAUUAAUGACCGAAUUAAGGAUAGGCUUCAGUCUUGCUACAAGGGAGAAGGAACUUUGGAUUUGGCCUGGCUUAAAGUCAAGGAUAUUCCUUGUAGCAGUGCACUUUUAACUAUCGAUGACAAUUUCUGUGGGUUGGAUAUGAAUGCACCGCUGGGAGUUUCUGAGUUGGUGAGGGGGAUUCCUGUCUUCACGGAGGAUUCGGACAGAAUGACUUCAGUCAUUGCAUAUGUCUACAAGAAUCACUCGCUAGCCUUCAUAGGAACCAGAAGUGGCAAGGUGAAAAAGAUCAGAGUUGAUGGGCCUUCCCAGGGUACCCUGCAGUACGAGACCGUUCAAGUGGUGGAAAAUGGUCCAAUUUUGCGAGAUAUGGCCUUUUCAUCCGAUCAGCAGUACCUGUAUAUCAUGUCUGAAAAGCAGCUGACCCGUGUGCCGGUGGAGUCAUGUGGACAGUAUACAACCUGCAGCAAGUGUCUUGGCUCUGGGGACCCUCAUUGCGGAUGGUGUGUUCUUCACAAUACAUGUACUAGAAAAGAGAACUGCGAGCGCUCCAUGGAACCCCGAAGAUUUACAUCCAAUAUCAAGCAAUGUGUCCGGUUGAGUGUUCACCCAAAUAAUAUUUCUGUGUCACAGUAUAGUGUGUUGCUGAUCUUGGAGGCCCACAAUGUCCCUGAGCUCUCAGCAGGUGUAAACUGUACAUUUGAAGACUUGGCGGAGAUGGAUGGUCUGGUGGUAGGAAAUCGCAUUACGUGUAUUUCACCAGCAGAGAAAGAAGUACCUCGAAUCAUUACAGACAAAGGAGAUCAUCAGAUUGUUCAGCUGUACCUGAAGUCCAAGGAAACCGGGCUGGCAUUUGCCAACACAAGUUUUGUCUUCUACAACUGUAGUGUUCAUAAUUCGUGCCUGUCUUGUGUUAACAGCCCCUAUCAGUGCCUCUGGUGUAAAUACCGGCAUCUGUGCACCCAUGACCCACGCACUUGCUCUUUUCAGGAGGGGAGGGUCAAGCAGUCAGAGGAAUGCCCACAGCUGCUUCCCGCAGAGAAGAUCCUUGUCCCUGUUGAAGUGGUGAAGCCUGUCACCCUGAGAGCUAAGAAUCUACCCCAGCCUCAGUCUGGUCAGCGAGGGUACGAAUGUGUCCUCAACAUCCAGGGAGUGGAGAAGAGGGUCCCUGCCUUACGCUUCAAUAGCUCCAGUGUCCAAUGCCAGAACACCUCUUACUUGUAUGAAGGAAUGGAGAUUAGCAGCCUCCCUGUAGAUCUAAUGGUUGUAUGGAAUGGUGACUUCAGCAUCGACAAUCCAGCAAAUAACAAAGUUCACCUGUACAAAUGCGGGGCUAUGCGGGAGAGUUGUGGCAUGUGUCUGAAGGCAGAUCCCCAUUUUGGCUGUGGUUGGUGCAAAGGGGAGGACAGAUGUACGUUGAAACAGCACUGCCUUCUGCCAGAGUGGCUGGAGUACUCCGGGAUGAACAGCAAGUGCACAAAUCCAAAAAUAACAGAAAUAACUCCACUAACAGGUCCCAGGGAAGGUGGCACACGGGUGACAAUACGUGGGGAGAAUCUUGGCCUAGAGUUCAAGGAAAUUGUGGCGCACGUCAGGGUGGCUGAAGUGGAGUGUACCCCAGUGCCAGAGGGAUAUAUACCAGCAGAACAGAUUGUGUGUGAAAUGGGACGAGCUGAGCACAGCCAGUAUGCUGGAUAUGUGGAAGUCUGUGUGGGAGAGUGCCGGCCCGAGUUCAUGGCAAGGUCCUACCACUUAUAUUACUUUGUGGUGCCGAACCUGUUGGAGCUGAAGCCUAGUCGUGGCCCUGUGUCUGGGGGCACCACUGUAACCAUCACUGGAAGUAACCUUGAUGCCGGAAGCAAUGUCUCCAUCACGUUCAAAGAUCAGAUGUGUGUUUAUCACAGGAGAGCAGCUAAAGCGAUAGUGUGCAAGUCCUUGGCCUCUCAGCAUGGGUACGGGAACGUCACUGUGUCAGUCAGGGUGGACCGGGCCAGGAUCCAAAAGGAGCUGCAGUAUGAAUUUGUGGAGGAUCCCACAAUCUCCAAACUGGAGCCCGAGUGGAGUAUUAUCAGUGGUAGUACACCUGUAACAGUGUCAGGAACCAAUCUGGACAUCAUUCAAAACCCUCUAAUCCGAGCCAAGUACAACGGAGUGGAGACUCUCAAUACCUGUGAAGUACUCGACCCCUCCACAAUGAUCUGCCAAGCACCAGAAUUAGCAGUGAGUUCAAACCAUCAGUCUGAUAUCGUAGAGCGUCCAGAUGAGUUUGGGUUCAUUCUAGACAACGUACAGACACUGCUGAUAUUUAACAACACAAACUUCAUUUACUACCCAAACCCCACGUUUGAACAUCUGAGUCCCUCCGGAGUACUGGAAUUAAAACCUGGCUCGCCCAUCAUACUAAAGGGUCGGAACUUGCUCCCUCCUGCGCCUGGUGGGAAUGCCAGACUGAAUUACACUGUGCUGAUUGGAGAGAAGCCCUGCACUUUAACAGUGUCUGAGACCCAGUUAUUGUGUGAAUCACCCAAUCUUACUGGGAGGCACAAAGUACUGGUACGUGUUGGUGGGGUGGAAUUCUCCCCUGGCGUAGUGCACAUCGCCUCAGACAGCCCACUCAGCCACACAGCUAUCGUCAGCAUUGCAGUGGCGGGUAGCCUGCUCAUCAUCUUCAUUGUGGUGGUGCUCAUCGCCUACAAGCGCAAGUCCAGAGAGAGCGACCUCACCCUCAAGCGGCUGCAAAUGCAGAUGGACAACCUGGAGUCCAGAGUGGCUUUGGAGUGUAAAGAAGCGUUUGCAGAGUUACAGACUGACAUUCAUGAACUGACCAGUCAUUUGGAUGGAGCUGGAAUCCCAUUCCUCGACUACCGGACCUACACAAUGAGGGUCCUCUUCCCUGGGAUAGAAGAGCAUCCUGUACUGAGAGAUCUAGAGGUUCCUGGAUACAGACAGGAGCAGGUGGAAAAGGGACUGAAACUGUUUGGCCAGCUCAUCAACAACAAGGUGUUUCUCUUGUCGUUUAUCCGCACCCUGGAGUCCCAGCGCAGUUUCUCCAUGCGGGAUCGGGGGAACGUCGCCUCGCUGAUCAUGACAGUUCUGCAGAGUAAACUGGAGUACGCCACAGAUGUGCUGAAGCAGCUGCUGUCAGACCUCAUCGACAAGAACCUGGAGAGUAAAAACCAUCCCAAACUGCUUCUGAGGAGGACUGAAUCUGUUGCUGAGAAGAUGCUGACCAACUGGUUUACCUUCCUAUUGUACAAGUUCCUCAAGGAAUGUGCAGGAGAGCCUCUCUUCUCUUUGUUCUGCGCAAUCAAACAGCAGAUGGAGAAGGGACCCAUUGACUCUAUCACCGGCGAGGCUCGCUAUUCACUCAGUGAAGACAAGCUCAUCAGACAGCAAAUAGACUACAAGACACUUCUUGUGAACUGCAUAAACCCUGAUAAUGAGAAGAGUCCUGAGAUUCCAGUGAAAAUCCUGAACUGUGAUACAAUCACCCAGGUCAAGGAGAAGAUUCUCGAUGCAAUAUACAAGAAUGUGCCAUAUUCCCACCGACAAAAAGCAGCUGACAUGGAUUUAGAGUGGCGCCAAGGGAGAGGAGCAAGAGUUAUCCUGCAAGACGAAGAUGUCACCACCAAGAUUGAGAAUGACUGGAAGAGAUUGAAUAUGCUGACACAUUAUCAGGUGCCAGAUAGCUCAUUGGUGGCUCUUGUUCCAAAACAAGUUACAGCAUACAAUGCAGUCAACAACUCCACUGUCUCCAGAACCUCAGCCAGCAAAUAUGAGAAUGUGAUCCGGUACACAGGCAGCCCUGACAGCCUACGUUCACGUACUCCAAUGAUUACUCCUGACCUUGAGAGUGGGGUCAAAGUGUGGCACCUGGUCAAAAACCAUGAACAUGGAGACCAAAAGGAAGGAGACAGAGGCAGCAAGAUGGUGUCUGAGAUUUAUCUGACACGGCUCCUAGCCACUAAGGGCACUUUACAGAAAUUUGUUGACGACCUCUUUGAGACCAUUUUCAGCACAGCCCACAGAGGGAGUGCCCUACCUCUCGCCAUCAAAUACAUGUUUGAUUUCUUAGAUGAGCAGGCAGACAAGCACUGCAUCCAUGACCCACAUGUGCGACACACCUGGAAAAGCAACUGCCUGCCAUUAAGAUUUUGGGUGAACGUGAUCAAGAACCCACAGUUCGUCUUCGACAUCCACAAAAGUAGCAUCACAGACGCCUGCCUCUCUGUGGUGGCACAGACCUUCAUGGACUCCUGCUCGACAUCCGAGCACCGGCUCGGCAAAGACUCCCCCUCCAACAAGCUGCUCUACGCCAAGGACAUUCCCAGUUACAAGAACUGGGUGGAACGGUACUACUCAGACAUAGGCAAAAUGCCUGUCAUCAGUGACCAGGAUAUGAAUGCCUAUCUAGCUGAACAGUCCAGAAUACACAUGAAUGAGUUUAACACAAUGAGCUCGCUCAGUGAGAUCUACUCCUAUGUCAGCAAAUACAGUGAGGAGAUUGUAACUGCACUAGAACAGGACGAUGCAGCGAGAAAACAGAGACUGGCAUUCAAGCUUGAACAAGUGAUUACUUUCAUGAGUAUAGACAGCUGAAAACCACUGUCCCAGGAAGUGCUGGCAGAGUAGAAACCGAGGCGUGCCUGAAUGAAGACUGUCAUCUUUUUACCAUCACCAAGUUCAUUUGGCUACAAGCACUGUCACCAAAUUAUCUCUGCUUUGCGCUGCUUGUGAAAAAAAAAAUACCUGGGGAUGACUGAACUUAGCAGUUUUUUGGCUUCUGGUUGUGCAAUGAUAUUCAUGUAAUGACUCACCAUGGAAAUACAUCACUAUGAAAACCUAUGAACAACAACAACUUGUAGAUGUAAAAUUGCUGUGCUUCCUUACAUGGAGAGCUUACUCUAGUCUGAUGUAUUGAUAUUAAUCUUGGUAUAUUUUACGUGCUGCUAGAACAGUCGGGUAGAGCAGUUUGGGGAUCAUUGUUGUCAUCAUCAAUUUUAUAUUUAAAUACAAAAGGUAUCAAAGAACGUUAAUAUGGAUUAAUAUACAACUCGCAGAAAAUCUCUUCUGUUUUUUAUUAAAUGCUGUGAAAUGUUUAAUGAUUAAAAAAAAAAAAAAAAACGGGAAACGCCACUGACAAAUGUGGAUACAACUAUUGUACAUUUCCUUCCCUGUCUCACAUUUGAAAAAAAUCUAAAAUAUAAGAUGAUCAGAACAUACUUAGGUGACAGUGGAGCACACAUUUUUAGUUGAAGUCUAAUGCCUUGUGGCAAAAGUUCUAAUGUUAAUUCUCAGAGCCGUCCCAGUAUGGUUAACCGUCAUGUGUAUGCUAACUACUGUAUAACUACUGUAUGUUCACCACUAUUACAAGUUACACGUGUUAAUCAGAUUUAUGAAUAGAUACAGUAUGAAGCAUUGUGAAUGCAAUUUACAUACUUUUUUUUCUGCAAAAAUGCACUUUUAUAAAAGACAGAAAUUCCAACGUAAAAAGGCUUAAUUUCACAUCUUGAAUAUAGAGAAUCUCUGUGAAGCUGCAAAUGCUUGGAAUUUUAAAGUAUGCUCAGUUCCAUUAUAAUAAUCUAAAACUACAUGUUAAUUGAAUGUACAGUAAGGCUGAUGAUGGUAACAAUGCUUGUUUAUCCGUGUAUUUCUCCACUGCUGAAGUGUUUAGGAGGGUCUGUGCACAAUAUCCCUAUGUAAAGAAAAAUUGAUUAGAUAUAUCCAGUUGUAAAAUAGUCCACAAUUAAGUGGCAGUGACUUUUUAUUUGAAAUGCCUGGUCUGGGACAAGGAUGGUUUUAAAUAGCUGCGGUGUACAACAAAGAUUGAAAGCUAAUGUUGUUCACAGGCGAUUUUACAUAAUGUCUCUAGACUGCAGAACUGGGAAUUCUAAACUGCCUCUUGAUGCACAGCUGUUUACCUAAUGGAUACAAACAUGUUUUGGACAUUUUAACUGCAUUUGAAGACUUUUAUGUCACUGGAUGUCCAGUGAUCACUUUAGUGGAAUAAAUGGACAAUGCUGGCCAGCAAAAAACCAAAGGAGUCAGAUAAUUAUUAUUUUUUUUUUUUAAAGUGCCACAUUGAAACAAAAUAAAACAAAAAUGCUAUUUUACUUAUAGCCUCAGUGUGUCGAAAAUUCUGUGGACGAGCUGGCUUUUAUUCCUGUCCUUUUCCUAGCACACUGUAAAUGUUGCUGAAUACAAUUACCAUUUUGCACAUCAAUAGACGAACAAGAAACCUUUGAAAGAAAGUUCACUUAGUUUUUUGAAGGUACAGCAUUCUUACUUUGAGAUAAAAACAAGAUCUCAAAAGUUUUGGAGAAAAAAAAAAGUUUGGAACAUUGUCAAAAGACAACAAAACAGCCCUCCCUCCCUUCUGCCUUCAAACUUUCUUUUGUCUUGAAACGUGCCAGACUUGUGAUGUGAAUGUGUGGAUGCCUCAGUAGGCCCAGGUUGGGUCUCUGGCUUUUUAAGCGCAUGUACUACAAUUAAAGAAACAAAAGCCUUGCAAUGAUGUGGAUGUGUUUUUUAAUUUGCUUGGAAGCAUCAGCCUGAGUGGUUUGUCAUGUUACUAUAAUACUCUCAGUUAAGGUGGAACCUUUAUCCAGUAAUCCAUAAAAACCAUUCCGAAUUGUGUAAAGUGUUAGGUGCUAAUGGGACCUUAACAAUCAAUGUCAUGCAUGGUGAUUUUAUAAUCUGGGUGUUAUGAAAUGGAACUGCCUUGAAAUCACAAUAUUUACUCUAUCUAUACCAAGUGCAAGUGGAGGUUGUACUGAACCAAACAGUUUCUCUUGUACUGUAUGUGUUAGGUUUAGGUUUAACCUCCUCAAACAUAUAUCUUCAAGAGUGGGUGUCCCUUUCUAUGAAUGAACUGCUGCCAUUAAUACAGUAGUCUACAUGGUCCCUUGUGGAUCAAAGGGAAUAAUGCCACCAAAGUGGGUUGCAAACAUCCUCAUGUAAUUUGGUAUUGUGCCUUUUUAAUAUAAUAUGGAAUUAGAUUGUUUUUUUGCCAUCAUAUCCACACCUAACAAGUGCAUAUGUAUAUGCUGAUUGUUUUCCCCAAAGACCACUAUUUAAUUUUAUUAGGGAAUCACGCAAGCAAGUGCUUUUUAGAAUAAGCCUAUGAAAGCCUGCCACCAAAAUUCUGGAAACAACUGAUCAUCCAAUGCAGAUUUUAUUUUGAGCCAUACCUAUUUUCUUCACUGUGUCUGACACUUACUUUGGUGCAGAACCUGGUAUAUUUUAUCGUUUACAUUCUUUAAAUAAAAUUAUUUUUAUGGUGUUUUAAAAGAAUAGAUUUCUUUUCUAAUGAUAGAAAAAGAGUGGCAAGUCAGAGAGUGGCAGCUCCUGUCAGUUUUAGCUUUACUGACAUCCAUAAAGCACUUUCCUCAUUGAAGAAAGAGAGGGCUGAGGGCAUAACAUGCAAUGGGAAAAUUUACCUUUAAUACCAUCCGUGUCUUUCUUUUGGGGGGGGGGGGGUCAUUUGCUUGUAAAAUGUUUGGUUGUCAGUUUUUUUGUUUUUCGCCAUUAUUUCAAGACAACUGAAAUAUUCAUUAGGGUUCCUCUUUAAUAUAUUACUGUUCAGUGUUGUCAUAUUCUUGCAGGACAGUAUAAGUGUUUUAUGUUUCUCUACAAAAAAUAAAUGUGGUACAAAUUAUGUGAAAUCUUUUCAGACUCCCCGAUAAAGAUUCCACCUUAAAUGUUUUGUAUGAAAUGUCCUUAGAGCUCAGUGUUAUUGCAGGUGUCAAAAGAAAUGUUAGAAAAGACUUUUAAUAUCAUGAUAUUUGAUGACAAAUUAAAUAUCCUGUUUUGGGGGGGGGGGGGAAGAAACUUGGUAAAGGCAAACUUCUCUAACUUUGUUAUAAUUAAUUGUAUACCUGUGUAUGUAAAUACAAUGCAUUCCUAUUUUGCAGUCCAGAACAAAAAUACUAUUUGUAAUAUAGAAUAAACUUUAUUAUGAAACCAAAUGUACUGGUAUUAC
Acipenser ruthenus (sterlet) is the source of this 9676-nucleotide messenger RNA. RefSeq names its product plexin-A4. Gene Ontology annotation, cellular component: semaphorin receptor complex. The record is from RefSeq and is a predicted model, not a curated record. The transcript has 32 exons. Bases 625 to 6294 code for a protein of 1889 amino acids. Lineage: Eukaryota; Metazoa; Chordata; Actinopteri; Acipenseriformes; Acipenseridae. Gene Ontology annotation, molecular function: protein binding; semaphorin receptor activity. Gene Ontology annotation, biological process: negative regulation of cell adhesion; positive regulation of axonogenesis; regulation of cell shape.